AUACACUCAUCAUUGUCGUACAUCAAGAGAAGAGAUGGGGGACAAUCUGAUCAUUAGGGAUUUCGCUUAUGCUCAGAGCGACGAUAGAUAUAAAGGUUUACACUCUAAUUUAAGACCUUCUAUAAAGACAAUGCUAUACGAUUUUGAACCCCUGAAUGAAUCAGAGUUGGGUGUACAUGAGGGCGAUCUCGUCUACGUUAUAUCUGAGUUUAGUGAGGGUUGGGUGGUAGCACGACGAGUUGAGGAAUUUAAUAACAAGGAUGAUUAUAAAUUACAAGAGAUUGAAGGCAUCAUCCCUUUUAGCUAUAUUGACUGGAAUUUCGAUCUUCAGUUUAGUCUGGAAUGAAGCACUGACCAUUCCACUAUUCAUUCACUCACUAACUCCACCAACCUUAGCCUUUUACGAUGAAAAUAAUAUUUAUCUUACUACAAUUUAUUGGAUUUUUACUAGCCAUAGUACCUACACCAAAAGAAUACUCAAAUGGCGACUCCUUCUUGAUCCUCAAUAAUGACAUCUCAAUUAAUUCCCCUGAUUUCGCAACUACUUUAAUAGAAAACACUAUCAAUAACAUCAAACAAUCUCAACAUAGACGUCUCUCCAUUGGAUUAGGUGGUGAAGAUAUUGAGCAACUCAGCCUUGCAACUUCAUUCAUCAACACCCUUGAAGUGACCAUCGAUGACUCAACUUCUAUUCAAGAUAUUUUCAACCAGCCUAUUGAUCAACGUAAUGAACAAUACACUCUUAAUAUCCCUGACGAUGGCGAUGACGUUACAGCUGUGAUUACCUCAAACAACAUUUUAGGUUUACACAGAGCAUUAGCAACAUUCGAACAACUCUUUUACGUCAACCCAUCAGAUAGUGAUCAACACUACAUUAACAAUGCACCAAUUGAGAUUGAAGAUGAACCUGAAUUCGGUUGGCGUUCAAUCAUGUUAGACACUUCACGUAACUACUACAAGAAAGAUUCUUUGAAGGAUCUUAUUAAAGCAAUGGCAUUCGUUAAGCUCUCUGUCUUUCACUGGCAUAUAACUGAUCAACACUCAUGGCCAUUAGUCACUGACGUACACCCUGAACUUUAUGAGAAGGGUUCAUACCCUGGUAUGCUUUAUACUCAAGAAGAUGUUGAUGAAGUAAUAACAUUCGGACAAGAAAACGGAGUUGAUGUAGUUAUAGAAUUAGAUCUUCCCGGCCACACUCAAUCUGUCGCUGAAUCACACGCUGAUUUAGUUUCAUGUAUAGACAGAAGACCAUGGUCAAACUAUGCAGCUGAACCACCUGCUGGACAAUUAAACCUUGAAAAUGAAGCGGUUUUGCCAUUCGUUAAGGAAAUUCUCGAUGAUUUACUCCCACGUACAAAAUCACACUACUUCGGUACAGGUGGUGACGAGCUUAAUCCAGCAUGUUAUGAUAUGACAACUGAAACUCUUGCGCCACUUGUUAGAGAUUUCCAAGAACAAUUGACUGAAAAAUUAAACGAAUAUGGUAAAGUUGGUGUCGUCUGGCAUGAAUUGUCAACAGAGUAUGAGAUGCCACUCCCAGAUGGUACAUUAGUAAUCAACUGGUCGACUGCGGAUUUCACAAGCGAGAUUCUUUCAGCACAACCAGAGGGUGUGAAGAUUAUCCACGCUGCUUCGGAUUACAUGUACCUCGAUUGCGGUACAGGUGGAUGGCUCGGUGGUGCACCAGAUGGAACAAGUUGGUGUGAUCCUUUCAAGAGCUGGCAAAAGAUUUACUCAUUUGACGCUUAUGCUAACAUGUCAGAAAACGACAAGGCUAGAGUAGCAGGUGGAGAGACCACGCUUUGGUCAGAGCAAUCUGAUUCCGCCAACUUUGAAUCACUCAUUUGGCCACGUGCUGCUGCUGGAGCUGAAGUAUUCUGGACACACCCAUCACCAGAAUCAAGAACUACAAAUGCGGAUGAUGCACUCUUCAGAAUGCACGACGUUAGAUACCGUCUCGUUGACAGAGAUGUCCAUGCUGCCGCUCUUCAACCAUUAUGGUGUGCAGUCAGACCAGGUCAGUGUAAUAUUUAAGAUUAGUUUAAAGUGUAUUAAAUUGAUUAUACUUUUACAAUGCAUAAGUAAGCAAUUACAUGAACAAUAAGCAAAUUAACGAAUGCGAGGUCUCCAGAGUGGGAUACUAUUAAAACGAUUGACGGUAUUGACACCAAAGCUAGAGUCAAAAUCACUCUGUGGAUAAACACUCUGAAGUUGGCUUCUCGCUGUAUUCUCUAUACGUCUCAAUAUGUUUGAUCCGCGUUUCUUGAGGCUGACUUUUGGUUUUACACCCUCGUUGAUAUCUUUGUCGAGUUUGUCGAGCUCGAGAAGAUCCAUUUCGGAGAGAUUAUCUGUCAGUUGUCCUUCUAUACCAUUGAACUUCUCAGCUUUGGUCUCUACUUGAUUUUCCUCUGUCUUUUGGUGGACAUAACAUGUGCUUUCUUCUUGCACACCAUUGUUACUCUUCUCGGUAGUUUCUUCUAGUAUUUGCAUCUCUUCUUUACGAGUCCUAUCCAUUUCUCUGUCGAAUGCAGCACGUAAUGACUGGAAAGUCGCGCUCGGAGUGAAGACGUAACUAUCAUCCGCAAACAACUCCUUAUCAUAACUUGAAUAAAUCUCAAAGAAAUCGUGAUCUGGUGAAUCAAGCGCAUUAUCACCAUUUGAUAACGCUGGCGGGGUAGGCGAGCGCAAUCCAGUCUCUAUAAACCUCGGCGUAUCAGUACCUAUGCCCGGAUAUGGCAAGGGGGUAGGC
Wallemia mellicola CBS 633.66 is the source of this 2749-nucleotide messenger RNA. RefSeq lists its product as hypothetical. The transcript has 3 exons. The record is from RefSeq and is a predicted model, not a curated record. Gene Ontology annotation, molecular function: beta-N-acetylhexosaminidase activity. Gene Ontology annotation, biological process: glycosaminoglycan metabolic process; carbohydrate metabolic process. Gene Ontology annotation, cellular component: membrane. NCBI's taxonomy places the organism in Eukaryota, Fungi, Basidiomycota, Wallemiomycetes, Wallemiales, Wallemiaceae. The coding region runs from base 406 to 2034 and encodes 542 amino acids.